Messenger RNA from Mytilus trossulus (common blue mussel), 1989 nucleotides. RefSeq lists its product as uncharacterized. The record is from RefSeq and is a predicted model, not a curated record. Lineage: Eukaryota; Metazoa; Mollusca; Bivalvia; Mytilida; Mytilidae. Gene Ontology annotation, molecular function: zinc ion binding. Bases 1 to 1989 code for a protein of 662 amino acids. The transcript has a single exon.
AUGGCGUUAUGUAAGGCGAAAACAGAAAAAGAAGAUUUAUUAUGUUGUCCGAUAUGUUCUGAAGAAAUUAAACAACCGAAAAUAUUACCUUGUAUGCAUAGUUUUUGUAAAGAAUGCAUACACGAACAUAUUUCUAAUAUGGGACGCAGCACCAAAAGUGAAAUAACCCAAUUCACAUGUCCAGUUUGCAGAUCAGUCGUGAAACCAAAAGAUUUGGUUGCACCGGUUGAUGAAUGGUCUUCUGCUCUUCAGGAUAAUCUUAUCCUUUCUAUCAUUGUUUCUACAUCAAAGGGAGAUAAACAACAGGACUGUAAUGUUUGUGACCAGCAUCAACAAAACUCCACUGCCAAGUUCUGGUGCAACGGAUGCAAAAAGACUUUGUGUGAAAAAUGUAACAAAAUGCACAAAUGGCUAAAUCUAUCGUCACAUCAAGUAAUUGCAUUUGAGGAAUUAGGAUCAACUAUAUCUGGACUUGAUUUGCAUGCAGUGUCUGAGAAUUGCAAUGAACACCCAUCAAAUAGUAUUGAAGCAAUAUGCUUGAACCAUGAACAGUUAUGUUGUAUUCAGUGCGUUACUGUAAAUCAUUGGAACUGUAAAAGCGUCAAGACAAUAGAAGAAAUUACAAAUUCUACUGAUGUUUACGACACACUUAAUGAUAAAUUAGAAUGCAUUAAACAAGCAACCGUAAGACUUCUGAACGAAAAAGAAAAGCAAACGCGCGAUCUCAAAGAUAAAAUGGAAAACAUAAAAGCAGAUGCAGCAAUGUUUAUUGAACAAGUUAAAUGUAAGAUAGACGGUUUAUUUGAGACAUUUAAGAAGCAGUUAAAUGUAUUUUGGGACGAACAAAAUACAAAUGUAAAUAUUCGAAUGCGUUUACUUUCACAAUUCAUUGGAAAUUUAGACCACUGGAUCAAUGUUAACACAGUCGUAAAAGAGUUUGGAACCAAAACACAGCAUUUCAUUCAAGUUGAGACCACGAAGAACCAGAUAAAGAGCAGCCUGAAUGAAAUAGAUACUGUUACCGAACAUGACACAACGCUUGAUAUUAAACUGGCAAAGAAUGAAAUGUUAGAGCAACUCGAAACAGCUGAAAAUUUACUUUUAUUUGAAAAGUCAGAACAUGAUUUAGGCGAUCAAAUGAAAGAUAUUCGUAAAUGCUGUAAAGCUUUAGGUAUUAUAUAUCAACCAAUGUUUAAGGAUAUCAAAGUGGAACUGGUUCAGGUUUUCCACAUUGAAGGAUCGGACUUAUCUUGUGGAGUAUGUGUAGGGGAGGAUCACAUUAUACUUGGUAACAGGUCAACAAAGGACAUAAUACAGGUGUUCGACAAAAAAUCUGGUCUUGUAAUUAACACAGUCAAAUUUAGUGAAAAUACUUGCCGCAUGUGUUAUGAUAUUGAACAAAAACAAAUAUUUAUUUCUUCGUACCAAAAGAGAAAAUUGUACAAAGUUGGCACAAUAGGAGCACUAGUGAAAGAUCCGGAAUUACUGCAGUUUAAUAGUGAUUACGUUGGGGCAUCAUGUAAAUAUGGUGAACACAUUUACAUAGUUGUUAACGAUGCUAUUAAAAGAUUCGUCUCUACUUCUAAACCAAACGAAUCGGUGGAAAUGACAUCCAUCGUUUCUACUAAUACAUUUUGUGGGACAAAUGGCAUGACCAUUAUUAGAAAACAUAUUAUUUUUACAACAAAGUUGAACGAAAUCAAAUGCAUAACGCUUGAUGGGGAAGACGUUUACUGCUUUAUAGACGAAGCAAUCAAAACCCCUAUAUCAUUGAGUGCUUUGUCGUCAGGUCUCACUUUAGUGUUAGAUCGAUCUGACAAAGGAUCUUUACAUGUGCUUUCAGAAGACGGUACUAAACACAAAACACUUCUUGACAAGUUUGAAACUAUCACGGGCCCUCGCGAUAUCUGGUUGGACAAUAAUGAUCACGAAACAUUUUAUAUAGCCGGUGGGGAAUAUCUGGAGAUGUACAAAAUUACAAGUGAUUAA